AUGACAUUAGACAACAGUGAUAGUAUCAUUGUACAAAACCAGAGGCCUAUAUUCCUGCUGUUGUCAAUUGUAUAUGUACUGUUGUCUCUUUCAUCGUUUGUACAACUAGUGCGAAUACAUUUGUUUGGCUUUCCACUUAGACGUAUAACAACUCAAAAGUCAUUCCUCUUUCUAUUAUUUAUAACAUCAGCCUUCAGAGUGGCAUUCUUUGUAACUAUAUGCUUUAUUGAUACAGAAUUGACGUUUAACAUUGGAAUGUUCAAUGUUGAAGCCUUCACUAUAUUGGAUGAUCUUGGUUCGAUAACUUUCUUCACAACCUUUUGUCUACUCAUUCUAUUUUGGAUUGAAAUAGUAUAUCAAUCAAGGAAUAAGCAACAUAUAUAUAGGAGUUUGGUUAGACCGGCAUUCUUGGUUGUCACUGGUUUGGUGUAUUUAGUCCAGAUUGUCAUUUGGAUAUUGAUCGUUACAUUGUCUGAUAGCACGCAUGACGAGAUGGAUCGCGUGGACAAUGGAUUCUACGCAGUGGUGUCAUUGGUGGCUGGCAUUGGAUUCACAUAUUAUGGCAUCAAACUAUCUAUCAAACUGAAGCGCAAUCCAAUCAACUCGCAUGAGAAACGACGCAAACUCAUCGAGGUCACAAUGUUCACGGUGUUGUGCACCAUCUCAUUCAUGAUUCGAGCGCUCAUCUUUUUGACCAUCACUAUCAAGGGAUCAAUCACAGUGAAUGGCGUAUCGAUCAUGAUGUACUAUGCAAUCAGUGAGAUCAUCCCUUCGACAUUUGUCAUUAUACUGUUUAGAAAGAUGCCACCUCGUCCAGCCUACACAUCACAGAUACGCGUCAACUUUGGUCGAGACUCAAUCCAGAAGCCACAUUACUUCCCUCAAGAUGACAACAGUCGUGGAGGCGGUGCAGUUGUUGCUGUACCUGGUGUUGUUAACAGUAUCAAUGACAACAUUGGCGAUGAUUAUGAUGAUGGCGAAGUUGAGAAUGAACCAUUAAUCAAUAGUUCAAAUGCUGAUGAUCAUCCAUCGAUUGAAGAUGAUUGA
Messenger RNA from Acytostelium subglobosum LB1, 1047 nucleotides. RefSeq lists its product as hypothetical. The record is from RefSeq and is a predicted model, not a curated record. The transcript is spliced from 3 exons. Bases 1 to 1047 code for a protein of 348 amino acids. Lineage: Eukaryota; Evosea; Eumycetozoa; Acytosteliales; Acytosteliaceae.